CUUUCUUGUUCUUUAUCAUUAUCAUCCUGAUUUUUUAUUUUUUUCUCUUUUUUAUAUAUAUAUUUUUUUUCUUUUCUUUAUAUAUUUAAAUGAGGUGUUGGUAUCAAGGCAUUAACCUACCAAAAACAGAGACGAGCCAAAGAUUUAGUUUAGCAUUACAAAGGCUGAGGAAGUUCUUCCAGUUCUAAACAUUUUCUAGUUCAAUUGUGAGAGAUAUCAGAAAAAAAAAUAAAAAAUAAAAAAGUUUUUUCUCAAUUAAGGGCAUGUUUGGUUAGAUGGCAAUUCAGGCGCAGCUCUACUCUGAGAAUUUCGUGUUAGGUCCUCAGGAUAUGUUGAUGAUGGAGAACGGUUAUGGUCUCGAUAAUUUCUCUUUAGUCCCUCAAUGCCAACAGCAAACAGUGACUAUGAUGCAGUUUGAUCGGAAAAAUAUGGAGUUUUUAGCUCAAAAUAAUGAUAACGGCAAUCAAUUUCUCCAACCAAUCGCGAAACAGAGCAUUGAGUUCGAACAGUGGAUUCAUUUACAGAGCGAGAGAUUGAGAUUGGGGAUAGAAAACCAGAUGAAGCUGCAAAUGUCGUCCCUGCUCGAGAAAUUCGAGUCGAGGGCUCGCUUUCUGUUGGCGCAGAAGGACGGAGAGAUAGCGAGGGCGUCGGGAAAGACGGCGGAGCUCGAGGAUCUUCUGCGGAGGCUGCAGAUCGAGAGCCUGACGUGGCAGAGGAUCGCGGCCGAGAACGAGUCGGUGGUGGCGUCGCUCGACGUUGCGAUCCAACGGCUGAGGGAGUCAGCGUCCGCCGAGGAUGCGGCGUCUUGCUGCCACGACGGGGGAAAUGAGUCGGAGGAGCGUGGCGGGGACGCGGCGGGGUUUGGGAUGUGCAGGGCAUGCGGUUUGAGAGGGUCGCGCGUGGUGAUACUGCCGUGCAGGCACGUGUGCUCGUGCGUGGAGUGUGAGGUGUUUCUGGAUAACUGCCCUGUUUGUAGAAUGGUGAAGAAAGGUAGCAUAGAGGCAUUAAUUUAAAAUAAACAAUUUCAUUUUAUUUUAUUUUUUUAAUUUUAGUUUAUGUUAUAGACUUAUAGGAGAUUAAAGUUUUUUGAUCCUUAAAUAAUAAUAGUAAUAAUACAUACUAAUGUAGUUGUAAGUUGGAAGGUCUUUAGUUAUUUUUGUUUCGGUUUAUUAUUCUUUUAGAAUAACUAAUUUCAACAUUAGGUUAACGUGGCAGGGAAAAACAUGUGGGUUUAAGAGCAUCUACAAUGCUUUGGUCUAAUUGUGCUUAUGUGGCAUGUAAAUAGACCUAAGUAUUGAAUGACAUGGACAAAAAAAAUAUAAAAGUAACAAAUUUAAUUCCAAUACAAAGAGCCUAUGUUUCUACUUGGGUCUAAAAUAGACCUAAGGCUAGACCGGGUCUCUUUUUUUUGCUGCCACAUAAG
Striga asiatica is the source of this 1423-nucleotide messenger RNA. NCBI's taxonomy places the organism in Eukaryota, Viridiplantae, Streptophyta, Magnoliopsida, Lamiales, Orobanchaceae. The record is from the annotation of a GenBank genome assembly.